AUGGCUCAGGCCUGUCAGAGCAGCUCUGGAGGGACAUUGUUCAGAUUGUUGCAAGCAAGAAGAAGCAGAAAUGGAGCCAAGAAGAAAGCAGAGAACAGCAAUUGGCAUCAACAGGCCACAGAAGAAGACAGUGACUACCAGGUCAUAUUCAUGAGUUCAGCUCUGUAUCUGAUCCUGCUUUUCUCAGCUCUGUGGACUCUCUCCUUCUGCGGGAUUCGUCAGUUUCAUUUGGUGAAUGAAAAUAAGAACUGGACCGACGCUCAGAAACACUGCAGAGAGAAAUUCACUGACCUGGCCACCAUUGAGAGCCAAGAGGAAAUGGACACUGUAAAAGCUGUUCUCAAUGGGAAAACUGGCAAUUUCUGGAUCGGACUGAAGUUGAACGAUGAACACGACAACACUAGCUGGAUCUGGUCAGAUGGGAGUAACUCCUCAUACAGAUACUGGAUCACUGGAGAGCCAAACUUCGGUCCUCGUGAAAUGUGUGUGGAGUUACGGCAUGACUCUGCAUACAAGUGGAAUGAUGUAGACUGCCACAAACAUACAAAUGAAUUUAUCUGCUAUGCAAUUCUUCGUUCUGACCCUCCUGCAGAGAUUCCACUCAUCCUGAUUAAAGAGCAGAAGACGUGGAGAGAAGCUUUGAGAUACUGCAGAGAGAAUCAUGUGGAUCUGGUCUCUGUUCACACUGAGGAAAUUCAGAAAUGGGUGGAAACAGCUGUUGAUUAUGCCUCCACUGCUAAUGUGUGGAUGGGUCUGCGUCACACCUGUGCUCAGAACUUCUGGUUCUGGGUGAGUGGAUCGACUAUGUGCUACCAGAACUGGGCUCCGGGGAACGGGACAGGGGUGGAAGACUGCAGUGGAGGAGAAAGAUCAGGAGCAGUGCAGUCUAGAAGUAAGCAGUGGGUCAGUCUGCCAGAGGAUCAGAGACUCAACUUCAUCUGCACUGUUGAGGAGCUCUAGAAGACGACACAGGCUGUUCAACUGGAUCCUCAUAGUUCAGGAUAUUUGACAGCCAUUUUCUCAUCAACAUGCAUAUAUAGCCUUUGACACACAAAUACAAUAAUCCAGCUUAAUGAAACAAAUA
Messenger RNA from Colossoma macropomum (tambaqui), 1084 nucleotides. Its product is annotated as macrophage mannose receptor 1-like. Lineage: Eukaryota; Metazoa; Chordata; Actinopteri; Characiformes; Serrasalmidae. The record is from RefSeq and is a predicted model, not a curated record. The transcript is spliced from 6 exons. Bases 1 to 960 code for a protein of 319 amino acids.